Messenger RNA from Apaloderma vittatum (bar-tailed trogon), 704 nucleotides. RefSeq names its product fragile histidine triad (gene FHIT). Gene Ontology annotation, cellular component: cytoplasm; plasma membrane; nucleus. The record is from RefSeq and is a predicted model, not a curated record. Gene Ontology annotation, molecular function: bis(5'-adenosyl)-triphosphatase activity; ubiquitin protein ligase binding. The annotation marks the transcript as partial. NCBI's taxonomy places the organism in Eukaryota, Metazoa, Chordata, Aves, Trogoniformes, Trogonidae. Gene Ontology annotation, biological process: negative regulation of proteasomal ubiquitin-dependent protein catabolic process; diadenosine triphosphate catabolic process; intrinsic apoptotic signaling pathway by p53 class mediator. The transcript is spliced from 5 exons.
AUGUCCUUGUUUGUCCUCUGCGGCCAGUGGAGCGUUUCCGUGACUUGUGUCCUGAGGAAGUGGCUGAUUUAUUUUGUACGGCGCAAAGGGUUGGCAACGUGGUGGAGAAACACUUCUGCGGCACCUCGCUCACCAUCUCGAUUCAGGAUGGCCCUGAAGCUGGACAAACGGUGAAGCACGUUCACGUCCAUGUGCUUCCAAGGAGAGCUGGAGACUUCAGACGGAAUGAUGAUGUCUACGAGGAGUUGCAACAACAUGACAAAGAGGAUUCUCCUGACAAGUGGAGGACAGAAGAAGAAAUGGCAGCUGAAGCAGCAAUUCUGAAGAAGUAUUUUCAAGAAAAUUAAAGGGAACAAAGUGUUGGAAAAACAUCCUGUGACAUAAAAGACACCUCAGAAAGAAAGACCUCAUUCUCCAGUUCUCAGUGGCCCUGGAGCUGCAGCUGAACAAUUUUAUUAUGUUCUACAAAUAUGGGAAUCUUCCAUGAAAAAUUUUAUUGGACCUUUGGAUAUCAUCAGGGUUGAAUUUCAGCUAAGACAACUAACAGCACUGAUUCAAAAUAUUACUCUGAGUAGUAACUCAUAUCUUGCUGAAUUGUGUACUUGGGAAUGAAUCUUUUUAAAUUGUCCCUCAGCCUAAAUUGAAAUAAAGCCGUAACAAAAUCAGGUAGCUCCCGUGUUUAGGUGCAUUACAGAGUGUUACUC